AUGGUUAAUCUUGCUUCAUCGCUUCUCAUCGCAACGGGCAAAAUUGCUUGCAUUUCCUUACGCCUUCGAUUGGCUGAGUUAGAACGGGCCUGGAAAUCUGAUUGGAUAUCUGGCGGACGAAUCGAUAGAAUGCUGAAUUAUCUAAAACGUCGUUUCUCUUCCACAGAACUUAUCAAUGAGAUUCAAUCUGGGAUGCGGUUUGGUGGACAACAGGAACAGCAGCCUGCUCAAAGUCAAUCAACUCAAAGGCAGCCUCAGGAUUACAAAUACUUGCCAGAACAAGUUAGAAAACAGACUGUAGAGGAAAUGUGUAUGCAAGGAUCAGCGGAAGGUCAAGGUCGAGGACCCCGAGUGCCGUUUCCUAGUGCGCCAAGUUCUCCAACGAAACAAGCCUCAGCGUCAGGAUCUGGAUACGGAGGUGCAGGAAGCGGAGGAUUUAUGAAUACAGUGACAGGGCAAUUGACUAAAGCAAAGCAUCUAUUUUCCACAGAGACUCUGAAUUCGAUUAUUUCGGAUGUAAAAGUACCUGGAGUUGUGAGUGGAUCGAAGUGCAAAAUUUUGUUGGUGAUUGAUCAUCCAUUAACUGACUGGGCCAAGUAUAUCCCUAGGCGAAAAAUCGAUAAUGAUUUUGAUGUCCGGGUGGAACAAGCGCAACUAAAUGAUAUCAGCAUAUCUGCCUGCCCAAAUCAGGGUUGUGUAGUGACAGUUCAAGAUGGUCGCUCAGCUCGCUCUCAAGCCAGAACCUUCAAACCGGACUUCGUGUUGAUUCGUCAAGGGCUUGGAGUUGCGACGCAGCACUAUGAGAACCUGAUCACAGGACUCAUGUUUGGCGCGGUGCCAUGCAUGAAUUCUGUUGAAGCUGUCUACAAUAUGCGCAAUAAAGCCUGGCUGUUCUCCAACCUCCUAAAGAUACAAAAUAAAAUUGGCGCGAAUGAAUUCCCUCUCAUUGCUCGAAGUUACCAGGCCAAGAGUCAACCACUUCGUCCAACUUCGACAAUCACCACACCCCUUCCCGAAGAGUAAUCUCCUAUACGUGUCCAUGACGAUCCAGCCUAUACGCAAACACUUUCUGAGCUCAAAAUUGAGUAG
Molecule: messenger RNA, 1089 nt
Organism: Rodentolepis nana
Lineage: Eukaryota; Metazoa; Platyhelminthes; Cestoda; Cyclophyllidea; Hymenolepididae
Source: the annotation of a GenBank genome assembly